AUGCAGAGGUGGUGUCUGCUCUUGUGUUUUCUGCCUCUGCUCCGGUUCACCUCAGCUCUGGUCCAGAACCUCCAGUUGGACCCGGGUCCAGGAGGAGCUCGCCUGGUGCACCCGCCCUUCCUCUCAGAGGACGAUCGAGCUCCAGCGCCGCUCUCCGUGGACCUCCCCGAUGACCCCAUCGAAGAUCACUUCCUCCUGGACACGGGCUCCUACGAUGAGGAGCCGGGCGCGUCCCUGCAGCUCUCCGGUCGCUCCAUGAGGGUUCCCCGUCGCUGUAUCCUCCACCAGCAGUCGUGCCUGGGCGUCCCCAAGCUGCCGUGCUGCGACCCGUGCGACCAGUGCUACUGCCGCUUCUUCAACGCCUUCUGCUACUGCCGACGAGUGGGCCACGCCUGCUCGCCGCGCAGCCCCUGA
This is a messenger RNA of Boleophthalmus pectinirostris (great blue-spotted mudskipper), 414 nucleotides long. RefSeq names its product agouti related neuropeptide (gene agrp). Gene Ontology annotation, molecular function: type 1 melanocortin receptor binding; neuropeptide hormone activity. The transcript has 3 exons. NCBI's taxonomy places the organism in Eukaryota, Metazoa, Chordata, Actinopteri, Gobiiformes, Gobiidae. Gene Ontology annotation, cellular component: extracellular region. Gene Ontology annotation, biological process: hormone-mediated signaling pathway; neuropeptide signaling pathway; adult feeding behavior. The record is from RefSeq and is a predicted model, not a curated record. Bases 1 to 414 code for a protein of 137 amino acids.